CCCAAACUCCAACAGCAAUACAGCACCCCCAUCUUAACUCCAUCCCACCACCAAAACCCAAAUUUCUUCCCUCCCAAGAUUCCCAGUCUGAUUAUCGAUGGCCCAAACGACGCCGAACCACACCCAGACGGUCGCCGGCUGGGCCGCUCGCGAUUCCUCCGGCGAGAUAGCUCCUUACACUUUCAAACGGCGGGAGAACGGUGAUAGCGAUGUAACGAUAGAGAUAUUGUACUGCGGAAUCUGUCAUACAGAUCUCCAUCAAGUGAAGGAUGAUUGGGGCAUGACCAUGUAUCCUAUUGUUCCCGGGCAUGAGAUUACGGGGAUAAUUACCAAGGUGGGUAAAAAAGUGGAGAAUUUCAAGGUUGGAGACCGAGCAGGAAUCGGUUGCCUGGCAGCUUCAUGCAUGGAAUGUGACUUUUGCAAGAGCUCCCAAGAAAAUUACUGCGACCAGCUUCAGUUCACUUAUAAUGGCAUUUUCUGGGACGGCAGCAUUACUUAUGGCGGUUACUCCAAAAUGAUCGUCGCUGACUACAGGUACGUAGUGCAUGUGCCGGAGAGCCUUCCAAUGGACGCUGCAGCUCCAUUGUUGUGUGCGGGAGUCACUGUGUUCACACCUUUAAAGGAUCAUAAUUUGAUUGAAUCCCAAAGAAAGAAUAUAGGCGUUGUUGGAUUGGGUGGCCUAGGGCAUGUAGCCGUAAAAUUUGGGAAGGCGUUCGGCCACCACGUUACUGUCAUUAGCACCUCUCCUUCCAAAGAGAAAGAGGCCAGAGACCGAUUAGGUGCUGAUGACUUCAUUGUUAGCUCCAAUUCCAAACAAAUGGAGAUGGGAAAGCGUACGCUCGACUUUAUACUCGAUACGGUGUCGGCUGAUCAUUCUCUUGGACCAAUCUUAGAGUUACUGAAAGUCAAUGGGACGUUGGUUAUCGUUGGAGCUUCAAGCAAGCCCCUUGAACUCCCAUCUUUUCCUCUUAUAUUUGGUAAAAGAACAGUGAAAGGUGGGAUAAUCGGAGGAAUGAAGGAGACACAAGAGAUGAUGGAUUUGUGUGGAAAAUACAACAUAAAUUGUGAUAUUGAAGUUGUGAAGCCGGACGAUAUUAAUGAAGCACUCGGUCGUCUAGUCAGAAACGACGUGAAGUAUCGUUUUGUAAUCGAUAUUGGUGGUAACUCGUCCAGUUUGUAAUUGGAGAGUUUUUAUUUAGUAUUUUUUUUUUGGUUUUCUUGUGGAAGUUUUAAAUAAUAUUGUUGGUUUUCUUCUGCGAACUCGUCUAGUUUGUAAUCGGAGAGUUUUCUUUGAUAUUGUAUCGGAGAGUUGAUCUUUGGUAUUACAUUUGGCUUUCUUGUUGGAUAUUGAUUGCAUUAUGAUCUCUGAAUUGUAAGACAAUCAUGGUAAAAUUAUAUUUGAGAAAUAAAUAUUGAUAAAGAAAUUGGAAUUUGAAAC
This is a messenger RNA of Linum trigynum, 1438 nucleotides long. The record is from the annotation of a GenBank genome assembly. Lineage: Eukaryota; Viridiplantae; Streptophyta; Magnoliopsida; Malpighiales; Linaceae.